Molecule: messenger RNA, 621 nt
Organism: Aspergillus fischeri NRRL 181
Lineage: Eukaryota; Fungi; Ascomycota; Eurotiomycetes; Eurotiales; Aspergillaceae
Exons: 2
Coding region: 1-621 (206 amino acids)
Source: RefSeq, a predicted model, not a curated record
AUGGACGCGUCCAAUAUCAACGAUAUCACACAAGACGCCCGUCUCUGCGUGCGCACGGGACUGUACUCCCAGGCCGAAAUCCUCCAACAGCUCAUCGACAUCUACGAACUUCCGGAGCACGGCACAACCGUGGUCCAGCAACUGAUUCAAUCACUCUGGAACCAGCAACUGGAAGAAGAGGCAACAUGGCCCGAUCGACCGACCGACGUCGAAAAGCUCCAAACCGCUUUCUCCCGUCUAGAAGACGAGGACCGCAUCAUCUGUCGCAUGAAUUUCACCUGCUGUCAGACCUGCGGGAAUGCCGAGAUUGGCGGGGAAGCAAAUGAGACACACAUCGGGUACUGCUUCUUCCAUCAGCAGGAUACAGAGGGAGCAGUCAUGGACGGGGGGCUAUCGCUGCGAUACGGAGAUCUCGAAGAGGAUAGUAAAGACGAGAGCGUGGUGGAUAUCGGCCAGAAAAUCGCUGCAAGGCUACGAGAGGAAGGGCUUAACGUGGACUGGAAUGAGGACCCGAAGAAGACAAUCGAGCUUGAUCCGUUUCAGUGGCGCGUCCGCCUUGCGAUUCAUGAAGGAUUGUGGUUCGAGCCUGGCCAUAGAAAGGUCGAGGCACUCGACGACUAA